AUGCCUGCCGCGCCCCCCAUUGCUCAUCGCCAAAAAGGGCUUGCGAAAGCGGCGCAUACUCGCUUGUUUACACCGCGCCCUCAGCCGUUUUCUACCCAUGCGAAGAUGGCCGGACUAGCGCAAAUUACGAAUAACAAUGAUAGGAACCCUGAUGUGGAUGCCAGCCUGGCGAUAUCCGCCGUUAUCGAAAGUAUGAAAGAAAAAGGCCAUUAUGAUUUGGCUGAACGUGCGGCGGCUGGCACGGGAGCGGAUGACGAUCCUGAGGAAGGCGCGAAAGAUGACGUUACCCAAUCCGCGGCAAGCAAUGAAGAUUUGUCCCGUGAAAAUGAUGGGAAAAAGACGCCGCUGGCUAGGACAGAUGCUGAACCGAAAAAUAGUAGUUACGAAGACGAAGAAGAAUUGAAAACACCCCCGCCUUCACCAACAGAGAAAGAGGAUAAAGUAGUCAGCAGUAGACCGAGCCUCUUCUCCCUGGCACAAGUCACGAGCAAAUUAGGCGAAAUGUGGACGACUGCUCGCGAGCAGAUAUUUGGUGAAGACUACUGGAUCCCUAGCGACUCAUAUGAAAUAAUUUUUUUCCCAAAUGAGCUUUUGAGGGCACACAAGGUGAUAUACCCAAAGGACGAAGAUGCGACACUAAAGAUCGUACAAGGAAGUUUGAAGAACGAUCCUGGGACCCCAAUUUUCCAUGGUGUCUUCCAAAAGGACAAGACGAAGCCAGCACUCAGCCUCUACCGAUGCCGCGGGGAACAAAGCCAGGAAGAUGCUUUUGACUUGUAUAGGCGCUGUUUGGAAUGCCAGCAGUUAAUUAUGAUUUCGGACGAAAAAGAUCCGCGUGGCCCGAUACGUGAAGUGAUCAAUCGAUUGCGGGAGAAUCCUUUGUGGAGAAUGAUUCACGUCGCAAUCGCUUGUAAUCGAGAAGAUCUUUUCAAGGAGGAAAACAUUGAGUAUAUGAACAAAAAUGGCAUUUCAUUUGACCUGCAAAUGCAACAAGUGCUCCAGAAUACAGGCAAAUAUCCCUUGUUGAUGGCGGUUGAGAUGAACCGGAUCGGAAUCGUGAGGAGAAUGCUGCAGAUCGGUACGGAUGCUUCGGUGCGGGAUAUUAAUGGAAAUAAUGUUCUACACAUAGCUGCUCUCACAGGGUCUCCGAUGCUAGAGCUUCUCUGGGAGUUUGCUGAAGUCCACAAGCUCCUCAACAACAUCAAUCAGGAUGGCUGUACACCGGUUACCGUAGCCAUUCGCAAUGUCAAUCCACGUUGUCUGACCGCGCUACGCAGAUUUGGCGCCGAUUUUACGAUUUCCGCGGCUGGUCGAAACGCUCUCUUCGAAGCGAUGAUGAACAAGGGGAAGGAUAGUGUAAUUAUAAAAACAAUCCUCGAAUCGUCGCCGGCCCUGCUGAACGAGGUCGACUCUUCCGGCAACACCGCUUUGCACAUAGCGCUCUACAAAACGCCGCUAAUGUCGCUGCUCCUGCUCAAGGGCUCCGAAAUUGAUCUCAACAAGCGGAAUAACGCCGGGCAGGCGCCGAUUCACUUAUAUACGCACAGGGGCGAUAUCGGUAUGAUGAUAACAUUGUCAUCGUAUUGUUGUGAUAUCAACGCACAAGAUGUCACCGGAAAUACGCCACUUCAUAUUGCCGUCAGCCGGAAGAAUUUGGAGGCAACUAGGCUUCUGCUCUGCCUCGGCGCCGAUCCAAACAUCCGUAACAAUCACGCCGAUUCGCCGCGGCAUUUGGCUGCUAGAUUAAGACAGGCGGAUUUGCUGAAAUCGCUGAUUCUUUGCGGCGCAAAUCGAUGUGAUGCCAGCAAGACGGGAUGUGUGGGCGGUUGCGUCGAAGAGAAAAUGAUGCCACUGAUGAGAUCAAGUACCGAAGAUUGCAACUCGCCGAGACCCGGCCAGCUGACCGAAAAGCCGAAUCCCCUGAAUUAUGCGGCCCCUCUUGAAGAGCAUCCGAUCAAGGAUCAUAUGCAGAAGAUGUUUUACGAAAAGCUCUUGAAGCGGAUGGAGGUGCUGGCUUCUCGUGGUGAGGCGGCACAUAAGAUGGUCAACCUAUUGUCGCUCGACGGUGGCGGUAUUCGCGGGCUUGUCAUCAUUCAGACCCUGAUGGCCAUCGAAGAGGUGAUGGGCGAGCCAAUCUUCCCGUACUUUGACUGGGUGGCCGGCACAUCGACUGGUGCCCUGGUUGCAGCCGCUUUGUCACAGGGCAAAACCCUCCGCGAAUGUCAGCACAUCUAUCUACGCUUCAAAGACUUGGUGUUUGACGGCUGGACCCGUCCCUACAAUUCGGCCUUGCUCGAGCAGUUUAUGAAGGAGCAGAUGGGCGAGGGGGAUUUGUCCGAUAUCAAAAUCCCAAGACUCAUGAUCUCGACCGUCAAAGCCGACUACUUUCCGGUGAAGGUGGAAUUCAUGCGCAAUUACCGGCUGCCGAUUUCUGAGAAAGAGAAUUUGGAACUGGGAUUUGGGGAGCCUUCAGAAACCCCGCUAUGGAAGGCACUUCGGCGUACCUCUGCAGCUCCAAUGUUCUUUUCGCCUGUUGAUGAUAAGUACAUUGAUGGCGGCAUCAUUUCCAACAACCCAGCACUCGAUUUACUAGCUGAAGUCCAGCUUUACAAUGGGACGAAUGUAUAUCUCGAUCGUCCUCAAGAGCAAGUGGAAAUCGGCUGCAUGCUGUCACUCGGCACGGGCCAGAUUCCGCUGAGUCCGUUGGAUCCGCUUCACGUCGAAAUUACGAAUCCGCUGUCGUCAACAUUUGCUCUGAAGAAUCUGGGGCUGAUCUUGGUUGACCAAGUGACAGCUACAGAAGGCGCCCCGGUCGACCGUUCACGGUCCUGGUGCUCCUCCGUUGGUGUACCAUUCUUCAGACUAUCGGCUCCUUUGCACAAGGAUAUUUCCCUGGGUUGCAAGGACGAUCAUGAUAUUGCUCACAUGAUGUGGGACUGCAUUGAAUAUACUUACCAGCACCGUGCAUACCUCGACCGGAUGUGCAAGUUGCUGAAGAAAAUUGGUAAACGCGAACAUCGCGUUGUACAGUUCAACAACGGCCGUACGCACGAUAUGCAGACACAGACCUCUCAGCCGACGACACCGAUGGGCAGCUCCGAAUUGGCC
Messenger RNA from Mesorhabditis spiculigera, 3108 nucleotides. NCBI's taxonomy places the organism in Eukaryota, Metazoa, Nematoda, Chromadorea, Rhabditida, Rhabditidae. The record is from the annotation of a GenBank genome assembly.